Molecule: messenger RNA, 3073 nt
Organism: Rubroshorea leprosula
Lineage: Eukaryota; Viridiplantae; Streptophyta; Magnoliopsida; Malvales; Dipterocarpaceae
Source: the annotation of a GenBank genome assembly
GGUUCCCUUCUCACCGUCGCCAGAGAUCUACAUUUUCUUCAAAUUAUCCGGUAACUACUACACCUUGCGUUUCUUCUCUUCUGUUUCGUCGUUUGAUUUUUCCGGUCACUUAAUCUCGAUUUUGGUGAUUAGCAUGAAUUAGAUGAAUUUUAGUUUCGUUUCUUCAAAUCCGCAGUCAAUUUCUUCUCUGCAGGCUCAGUUGCAAGUAGAAGUGAUGCCGGGGAACAUUUACAAUCCUCCGCUCACGCCAAGAACUAGAUUGGAACGGCUUCUAAGGGAAAGAGAGCUACGGAAACUGAAUAACUGUUUAAAUGAAGGAGAAGCAGAGUUCUUUGGUGAAUCUAUUUCAUCUGAUGGUGAAAGUUCAAGUUUCCUUAAUGAGGAACAACAUUCAGAAAUAAUGUCAAGGAGUUCCAAUGAUGUAUGUGAAAGAUCAGACGGGCGAGUUUCUAAACAGCGUUUGUUGGUGGUAGCCAACAGGUUGCCGGUCUCUGCAAUUAGGCUGGGGGAGGACUCGUGGCAACUCGACAUAAGUAUAGGCGGCCUCGUCAGUGCACUACUGGGUAUUAAGCAAUAUGAAACCAUAUGGAUUGGUUGGGCUGGUGUAAGUGUGCAUGAUGAUAUUGGACAAAGAACACUAACUACAGCUUUGGCUGAUAAGAGAUGCAUCCCAGUAUUUCUUGAUGAAGAAAUUGUUCAACAGUAUUAUAACGGCUACUGUAACAACAUAUUGUGGCCUCUUUUUCACUAUCUUGGGUCGCCACAAGAAGAUCGCUUGGCAACAACUCGAACUUUUCAAUCUCAAUUUGAUGCUUAUAAGGAGGCGAACAAAAUGUUUGCUAAUGUGGAGCGUAAUAAGAAAAUGAAAGUUGGUUGGUUUCUCCAUACGCCUUUUCCUUCUUCAGAAAUACACAGGACAUUGCCAUCACGUUCAGAGCUUCUGAAAUCUGUUCUCACUGCUGACUUAGUUGGCUUCCACACAUAUGAUUAUGCUAGGCAUUUUGUUAGUGCUUGUACUCGUAUUCUCGGGCUGGAGGGCACACCUGAAGGAGUAGAGGAUGAACAAGGAAAACUAACUCGUGUCGCAGCUUUUCCAAUUGGGAUUGACUCUAAUCGGUUCAUUCAAGCUCUCGAACUCCCUCAAGUGCAAGAUCACAUGAAAGAAUUAGUAGCAAGGUUUGGUGGUCGAAAGUUAAUGUUAGGUGUGGAUCGGCUUGAUAUGAUCAAGGGAAUUCCUCAAAAGAUUUUGGCUUUUGAAAAAUUCCUUGAGGAAAAUCCAAAAUGGCGAGAUAAAGUGGUUCUUGUGCAAAUCGCUGUGCCCACAAGGACUGAUGUUCCUGAAUAUCAAAAGCUUACAAGCCAGGUUCAUGAGAUUGUUGGGCGCAUAAAUGGAAAAUAUGGGACAUUUACUGCUGUCCCAAUACAUCAUCUGGAUCGUUCUCUUGAUUUUCACGAAUUAUGUGCAUUGUACGCUGUUACUGAUGUAGCUCUUGUAACAUCUUUGAGGGAUGGAAUGAACCUUGUCAGCUAUGAGUUCGUUGCCUGUCAAGCUUCCAAGAAAGGGGUCCUUAUUUUAAGUGAGUUUGCUGGUGCUGCACAGUCCCUUGGUUCUGGAGCUAUCUUGGUAAAUCCCUGGAAUGUCACUGAAGUUGCUUCUUCAAUUGGCAAGGCUUUGGAUAUGCCAGCAGAGGAAAGAGAAAAGCGGCACCAUCAGAACUUCACACAUGUGACUACGCACACAUCUAAAGAAUGGGCUGCAACCUUUAUAAGUGAACUUAAUGAUACCAUUGUUGAAGCUCAUCUAAGGACCACACAUGUUCCACCAGUGCUCCCUUUUAAAACUGCAGUUGAUCAUUAUUUCAAAUGCAAUAACCGAUUGCUGAUACUGGGAUUCAAUACAACUUUAACUGAACCAGUAGAUGUUCGUGCAAGGAAGGACAGUCAGAUUAAAGAAAUGGAGCUCAAGUUGCGCCCAGUAUUUAGUGAACCAUUGAAGAAGCUUUGUGAUGAUCCGAAGACAACAAUCAUAAUCCUCAGUGGAAGUGACAGAAGUGUCCUGGACAAAAACUUCAGCAAUUACAGCCUGUGGCUGGCAGCAGAGAAUGGCAUGUUUUUACGCAGUACAGCAGGAGAGUGGAUGACCACAAUGCCUGAGUGCUUGAAUAUGGAUUGGGUUGACAGUGUAAAGCAUGUAUUCAGAUAUUUUACCGAAAGAACACCUCGGUCUCAUUUUGAAUUCCGUGAAACUUCACUUAAAUGGAACUAUAAGUAUGCAGAUCUUGUAUUUGGAAGACUCCAAGCGAGGGAUCUCUUGCAGCAUCUGUGGACAGGUCCAAUAUCUAAUGCACCUGUUGAAGUUGUCCAAGGUAGCCAAUCUGUUGAGGUUCGACCUGUAGGUUUUUCCAAGGCUGCAGUAAUUGAUCGUAUCUUGGGUGAAAUAGUUCAUGGCAAAGGCAUGAAGGAGCCAGUUGAUUACGUCCUGUGUAUUGGGCACUUUCUAGUGAAGGAUGAGGAUAUUUAUACAUUUUUUGAGCCAGAGCUUCCUCCAGAACCUCCAGCAGUACCGAAUCCCGUUAAGACAUCUGCUUCGAAGUCAUCAUUAUCGAAUGAAGGUGAAUCAAAGGCAGCUUUCAGGAUUGAGGGGUCCUUGAGAACCGUAGAGAGGUGCAUGACUCGUCCUGCAAAAGCUCCUGGUGCUCCACGACCUCUAACACUUGAAACAACGCCAUCAUUUCAUGAGAGUUAUAGUGCAGUGCUGGAUCUUGAGGGUGACAAUUACUUCUCUUGUGCUGUUGGACGGCAGCAAUCAAAAGCUCGGUAUAUGCUAGGAUCAUCAGAUGAUGUUGCCGUACUCUUGAGGCAGCUGGCAGGGCUUUCACCACCAAAUUCGACGGAUUGUCAAAACUUGUCGACGUAAUUCUUUUUCUGCAGUAACCAAGCUACAAAAGAAAAGAAGUUUAUUUUUCACAGGUUAGUUUCUUUCUCGCUGCACUGGCAUAAAAUGUGGCAUAUAUUGAAUCGAUUGAUGGUUUUCAGUCAAUAGAAUUUUGAGAAAUAAAAUAUUAUUGUUUAA